Penicillium bovifimosum is the source of this 2568-nucleotide messenger RNA. Its product is annotated as putative C6 transcription factor. Gene Ontology annotation, molecular function: DNA-binding transcription factor activity, RNA polymerase II-specific; zinc ion binding; DNA binding. NCBI's taxonomy places the organism in Eukaryota, Fungi, Ascomycota, Eurotiomycetes, Eurotiales, Aspergillaceae. The coding region runs from base 1 to 2568 and encodes 855 amino acids. Gene Ontology annotation, biological process: DNA-templated transcription; regulation of DNA-templated transcription. The record is from RefSeq and is a predicted model, not a curated record. The transcript is spliced from 2 exons.
AUGUCCACUCCUCGUAUUAUCCAUGUCAAGCAAACAGGCUCAAGUUUGCUUUACCAUCUCAAGCUGUUGAAGAAUGUGGGCAAGACCCCAGCUCCUAAUUUCAGCGUCAUGUCAUUCCAAUCAAUUUCCCCGGAGGAACUGAAUAUCUCGCCGCAAUUCAGCCACAAUUUUCUGACCCCACAACCUACACACUCAACCACCGCCCCCCACCAUGUAGCCGCGGAACCCCCAAGCUCGACCUCCCGCAGCUGUGUGACCUGCCGUCGCAGGAAGGUCCGGUGCAACAAGAGGUCUCCAUGCUCGAAUUGUACCAAGGCCGGCAUCGACUGUAUCUUUCCCCCGCCUGGCCGUGCCCCGCGGAAAUCGAAGCGCCCGCCGGAUGCAGAGCUGCUCACGCGGCUACGCCGUCUGGAGGGCGUCAUCGAUCAUCUCAGGAGUGGUGGUGCCACAGAUUCCGCACCGGCAGUCUCCCCUCAGGCGACGUCUUCGGCGACGGGGUCUUCAACUGCGAAGAGCGAAACGACGGGGUCGGCAUCGGCAUCGGUUGAACAGACUCCCGAGGUUAAGUGUCCUUUCGAAGAGUCGGACCCGAAGAAGCCUGCUCCCAAUAAGUUUGAAAAUGAGUUCGGGCGACUGGUUAUCGAUGAAGGCAAAAGCCGAUACGUUAGCAACCAGCUCUGGGCUAGUCUUGGAGAUGAGAUUGAGGAGCUGCAAGAUAUCCUCGAUCACUCAUCGUCUGAGGAAGACAAUGCAGAUUCGCCAGAGUCUGCCCAAUCCGGAUCUCAUGACGGGUUCCUUUUUGGAAUGUACUCACUUUCACGAUCUCUCCGAGAAUUCCACCCCCCGACGCCCAAGGUUUCUCUACUUUGGGAGAUAUAUAGAGAGAACGUUGCUCCUCUAAUCACCAUCGUGCACCGGCCAACGGCGAGAAAUCUGUUUGUUGAGGCAGCACAGCGCCCGGAUUCCUUGGACAAGAACUCAGAGGCUCUUGUAUUCUCCAUGUAUCUUAGCUGCAUUAUCAGCUUGAAGCCAGAUGAUUGUUUGCUCCACUUCGGUGAAGACCGGGCUUCUGCUGUCAAGCGAUAUCGGUUUGCUACAGAGCAGGCGCUGGCAAGAGCUGGGCUCUUGAAUACGCAAAGUCUGGUCCUCUUGCAAGCCGCCGUUUUAUUCUUGGUCUGCGUGCGACGGGAAGAUGACAGCAAGUUUGUGUGGUCUAUGACCUCGGUCGUCUUACGCCUUUCCCAGAGCUUAGGCUUACAUCGCGAUGGCACCAAUUUUGCUUUGAAGCCAUUUGAGACGGAGAUGCGACGCCGUCUGUGGUGGCAUAUCUCGCUACUGGAUGUGCGCUCCUCUGAAGACCAUGGAACGGACCCGCUUAUCAAUGAGAACAUGUACGAUACGCGGCUACCGUUGAAUGUCAACGACGAUGACCUCUCGCCCGACAUGGUGGAGCCCCCCAAAGAGCGUGAGGGUUGCACAGAUAAUACCUUCUGCCUAAUUCGCUGCGAGAUCACGAGCGCUCUGCGGCGAGCAAAUUAUGUGUGCCCCAACGCCCAAUUCCGUUCACCGAACAGUCUACCGCCGGUAGAACUUGGUGAGCGAAUGAUUAAAGUCAUCAGUGAUCGAUGUGAGGAACGGUAUAUUAGACACUGCGACAUGAACGUUCCUAUCCAAUGGUGCGCUGCCACAGUUGGCAGACUGAUCCUUGCCAAGUUAUGGCUAAUGAUCCACCACCCAAUGGCCCGAAAGGACGGCGGAAAUGUGACACAAGAAACUCGCGAGAGCUUGUUCUUGACCGCGAUCGAGGUCCUCGAGUUUGGCCGCUUGGUGGAAAACGACCCCAAGACCGCCAAAUGGGGCUGGCUAUGCCGGACAAACAUGCAAUGGCACGGAGUUGCGUUCGUUCUGUCCGAGAUAUGCGUUCGGCCAAUGUGUCCUGUCACCGAUCGUGCUUGGAAUGCCGUCAGUUCCACAUACAAUGAAUGGGCUCGUCAAGCCACACAUAAGAAGGGCAUGCUGUGGCGGCCCCUCGCCGCUUUGAUGAAACGGGCCGCUGCCACCCGGGCAAAGCAGCAGCAGGAAUUGCUAUCCAAGUUUGGUCCAUUGCCUCCUUCAUCAGGACCUGUCAGUAGCCCGAUUGACACUGAACACCAUCUCCUUCCCCAGAUUCAUAUGCCCUUGGGAGCACGGAGUCCACUCCAAACAACUCAACCACACCAAUCUGUACCGAUCACAUACGAUGCAGACUUGGAUAUCGACCUAAGCCGCGGGCCUUUGAGUGCAUUCCAGGACAUGUUCCCUGACACGAACCUGAUGGCCAAGUCAAAUGGACUCUUUGAUUCUCCACCAGCCUAUAAUAACAUCUCGGUGCCGAACUUGCCAUUGUCGAUUGCUCCGGCCUACAAUCUUCCCACAAGCACUCCUUUCUUGAGUCAGCCAUCUCUCCCUGAGGCCCCUGAGCUCAGCUGGGAGAAGUGGGAUCAAGUCAUGCGCGAAUUCCAAAUGGAUGUUGAAAAUGACAAUUCGCAGCCAACAAAAGGUAUCAAUGUUGGUGAAUGGUUUGCUUGA